Molecule: messenger RNA, 1170 nt
Organism: Cyphellophora europaea CBS 101466
Lineage: Eukaryota; Fungi; Ascomycota; Eurotiomycetes; Chaetothyriales; Cyphellophoraceae
Exons: 2
Coding region: 1-1170 (389 amino acids)
Biological process (GO): mitotic sister chromatid cohesion
Cellular component (GO): Ctf18 RFC-like complex
Source: RefSeq, a predicted model, not a curated record
AUGUCGACGCAGUCGUCGCUCUCGGUGCCAUUCUCUAUCAUCCACCCGCAGGAGCAUGUCCGACUCCUGGAGCUCCCACCGGAACUGCUCAAAUUGAUAGAAACGAAGAGCGACCGUCCUGAUCUUGACCACAUCUACAACGCCCUCGGAGGCCGCGUCCAACUCAAAUCCGCACCCACAGAGUCCUCCGGCACCACCACCAAGCCCAAAGACCAAUACCUCCACCUCUGCACCGAGAACCACGUCUGGGCCGUCCGCCAAGUCAGCACCUCCAACUCCGUGCACAUCCUCUCACCAUCUACCGACACCCCCAGCCUCGAUAACCCGACCUCUACCAGUCCCGGCCUCUCAGCCUUCGCCCAACCGACCUCCACGCUUGAGCUCCUGCCCACCCCCUACACCGCGGGCGAUGUGGAAUCCGCCAUCUGCCGCCUCCUCGUCAUACACCCGUGGCCGCUUGACCCUUCCGACCCUCCUCCAGCUCACACCCUUAGCGACCGCGACCUCUCUGCCUCGCUCCCUUACCCGCUCUCCGUCAUUCUCCGCGCUAAGCGCCGCUGCUUUGUCUUCUUUGCCGGUGACGACGAGCAGCAGCAGCAAUCUGUUUACGUGCCGGCUCCGGAGCUGCUGCUCGCGGCCUGGAAGGCGUUCGCGUCGCAGUGUGCGAUCAAGAGGGUUGAUGUCGCGGCGCUGGAUGUGAGUGGGCUGGGGGAUAUUACGGCGGGGAUUGCGUUGGAUGAGGGCGCGGUGGUGGCGGCGGUGGUGAGGGCUGUUGUGAAGGAGUUUGUGGCGUUUCCUCUGGAGGGUAGUGAGGGAGGAGGGGAGCUGGAGCGCUUGGGGUGUGGCUUGAAGGGGCAACUCAAGGGGAAGGAGCUGACGGAGUGGUUGGGCGGCUUGUCAGUUCAGUGUGCGCCCAGAGGGGUGCUGGGGACGGCGGAGUUGAUGGAGGAGUGGCAGAAUCUGCUGCCCAGGGAGUGGUGGGAGUGGUGCAAGGUGGAGGCUCUUAAGGGGACAUGCGAGGUGGAAGGCGCCGGAAAGGUGAGGUGGCGAGGAGACGAAAAGGGAGGACUUGCGGCGAGCAGCGGCACAGCCGCAGGCAAUGCGGCGCCUUCGAGCAUUCCCAAUAAGAGGAACUGGCACGAGAAGUUCGCGGCGCAGAGGAAGCGUUGA